GAAAAAAUCAACGUCACAUGCCGAUUGUCUUUUUGCUUAACGUUUCUAUAUAUUACACGAGCUUUACUUCAGGAUUUGCAUAAGCAAAUCCUCAGCUUGCAAGAACGAGUGACGUAAACAAAGAAGAGGAUUAGAGGUAAGAGAAUGAAGCUUUUUUUCUGGUCACUACUUUGGUUUGCAGUUGCCAGUGCCAAAACAUCUGAUAGAGGAGGAGGUAAUGACACUAAAGAACCGAGGACUCUGCAGCUUCUUCCAUGCCAAGAAACAACUCCACAAUUUGUAAGCAGAAGAAGCCCCCGAGUUAGAACGUCGAGCAGGCGAGUUCGGAGGAGAAGAUUACAUGGGAAAAUAAAGGCCGGAAUUAAGCGUCUAAGAGCAGAGAUGGCUGAAAUCAGUGAGGAACAAAAAUGCAUAAGAGAGGGGCAGAGACAAGUCAGGAAAAAAUAUGAAGAGAUUGAAGCAGAGCGCAAGCAACUGUGGAAAGAAACAGAGUUGAUAGCAAACCAGAGUGCGGGAAUCCAAUCCAAACUAAAUCUCAUGUUCAAAUUAGUAAAAGCAAGAGCUCAGAAUGACACUGCUUUGGUUGCUGAACUCACUCACUCUCUUCGUGAUUUAGUAGCUAAGCAGAAUGUCCAAAUCCAAUGAAGAAUUCUGCUUGUGUCGGCUUGUAUCUGUUUAAAAGGAACAGAGAGCAAAUGUGUGGCAUCGACUGAGAUUGAAAUAAAUAGAACUCCGUUCUAUCCUAGUUAUAUUGUGUUCGUCUCUCUAGGGUUUUUUUUUCUUUCAAUCAUGAGUCUGUAUGUAAAUAAGCUUGAGAUUGUAAUUAUCUCUGUUUUAGUACAACUUAUUGAACUUGUGAUAAUUGUUGUGAUCACUAAACAACUUGAGACAUUAGCACUUUCAUUGCAA
Messenger RNA from Tripterygium wilfordii, 909 nucleotides. RefSeq lists its product as uncharacterized. The transcript has 3 exons. Lineage: Eukaryota; Viridiplantae; Streptophyta; Magnoliopsida; Celastrales; Celastraceae. The coding region runs from base 145 to 645 and encodes 166 amino acids. The record is from RefSeq and is a predicted model, not a curated record.